Episyrphus balteatus (marmalade hoverfly) is the source of this 2849-nucleotide messenger RNA. It is a transcript of the gene Plekhm1, whose product is annotated as pleckstrin homology domain-containing family M member 1. Bases 673 to 2787 code for a protein of 704 amino acids. NCBI's taxonomy places the organism in Eukaryota, Metazoa, Arthropoda, Insecta, Diptera, Syrphidae. The transcript has 8 exons. The record is from RefSeq and is a predicted model, not a curated record.
ACAUAGUCUGCUUUUACAUGAAGACGCAAGGCGCAGAAAUUAUCUUCGAAUUUCCUUUUGAUUUUCCCUUCGGUAAGUCGCGCGCUUCUACACGUAGUAAUUUUUAUAAGACGCAAAUUUGACAGCUAUUUUUUUUAUUUUAUCUUGUUCUUGUUUUCGUAUCUAUUUUUAUUUAAAAAAAAGCACCAAAAUAUACAAAAAACAACAUCAGGGGGCUCUAUGUGCAACAAAAACAUUUAAAUAAAUUAAUAAAAGUUAGUAUACACCCAAAUAAUAUACAUUCGACGAAGCGAACUCUGCCACCGACGAAAUCAAUUAAAGCAAAACAGCAAAAAAAAAGAACAAGAUCAAAGAGAGACGUCAAAAUGAGUCUCAAAAUUUUCGACCGGAGACUCACAGGGUAAAAAAUCUUCCAUCCCUCUUUUUCGAACUUUCUUUCUCCCUUACUCUUCAUUGAAUCUUGACUCUUGCGUCUUCAUGUAAAAGCAGACAUACAAAGAACGGGCCACAGUUGUGCGAAAUUCCGAAUACUCUACAGAUUAUGAACAAAAACAGAAAUAAAGAAGUGUUGUCAACAAAGGUCACAGAUUUGUGGGUAAAAUAACAACUAAGCGUGAAUCCAACUGACCUUUGUAUUUGUAAUUCAUUAAGAACAAAAUUAAUUGAAUCAGAAUGAGUUCUCUAUUCCGGUCUGAAUUUACUUCAAAACGGGAACAUUUUAUUAAAGAGACUUUAAUCAAUACAUUGAGUGAGAAUGCAAGGGAAAUUCAGUUUGAAGUUAAGGAGAGUGGAAAGGAAUAUUUGGAGCUGGUUGAAGCUACUAACUCGUUGUGCACUACUCUGGAAGCAAUGUUUUUACACGGUCUAAAAGAUUCAUUUGUUUGGCAAACAUUUAAUGCAUUAUCUGGAGACGUAGAUCAUCGACCUGAACCCAGUUUCUGGCCUCCCAUUCUAAUUUUUUUGCACAAAGAAGUCAUAGAACAGGUUCAAGCGCACACACAAAUAAUUUCGGAAAUUGGAUACUGUCGCUCGUGGGUGCGUUCUAGUAUUAAUGAAUCCAUUAUAUCAUCGUAUUUAAAUAACAUUCGUAAAAAUAACUCUGCCCUUAAUCCUUACUAUAAAAGUAGUGCUUUUCUUAAAGAUUUGGAUUUAGUUGAAAUUGCUUCAAAAAUUAUCGAAGGCAUUGAAUCAUGUGUUCAAAUUAAUCUACCAAUAAACUCAAGUCUUCUCAAUCAAUGGCCAAACUACUCGCUACAAUUGGCUGGAGUGUGGGCAUUGCCUUUAAAAUCAUGCCCAAUUAGCAGCGGAGUGGACGUGGCUAGUUCUAUCUCCGAAGUCAUCAAUAUACCGACUCCAAAACCACUUCAAACUAAUGAACUCUUCUCUGAAUCAAUUUCAAACUCGCCUUUCUGUCGAACAUCUAAUUAUGCAGAAGGAGAUUUAACUCAUAAAGAAAAUUUAGACAUUUUUCUUCAAAAAGUCGAUGAAAUGGACAAAAUUGCUGAAGAAGGAGAUCCAAAGCCUAAAGCCGACGCUAGUGAAUCAAGUUAUAAAGCUAUAAUAUCAAAAAAAAGGACUAGGUGUAAAACCACUCAAAGUUCUAGUGAAAUUUUACAAGAAACUGAAAAAGAACAAGACCUGGUUGAGAAUUCUUCCCAUGGAAACUCAUUAACAAACCUUAUGCAUACAUCUUGGUCAUCUGAGCUUGCCGAUGAAAAUUUAACAAAUAAUAAUAGUACACCAAUAUCAGAAAAAGCUAAUCUUGCUUAUUCGAUAAGCAGUGUUAGUUUGGUAAGUUCAUUGCGUUCACCUAUCGAUCGGUGUAGCUAUAAAACCUUGCUUAAAAAACAUGAAGACAACAGACAAAUAGACUGGACUAAUGUUUGGGCAAAGUUCGUUGGUUUGCAGGGAAAUGAAAGUAGAGAAGCUGGAAGUAGCAGUUCCCUAGAUGGCGAAUGCAUUACGGUUGCUGACUUUGAAGUUGUUGCACGUUCAGUCUCCGAAAAAUUUAGUAUUGAUGAAUUACAGGAAAUGGUAGAAACUUUAUGUAAAUUAGCUCGAGAGGCUGGUCUGGAUGCACAAGGAUUCCUGUGUAAGUCUUGCAAUCAUCCUCUUGGAAUUGGAUUUUCGCCAGCCCAAGUCUGCACGUUUAGUGGAAACUACUAUUGUGAAACGUGCAUGGACGCAGAAUUUGUUUCUAUUCCUGCCAGAAUCAUGUAUAAUUGGGAUUUUCACCGAUAUCCAGUAUCAAAAAGAGCAGCAACAUUCCUCGCGGAAUUUCAAUACCAGCCCUUUAUUGAUUUUAAGGUUCUUAAUCCUGACAUCUAUAAAGCAUCCGAAGAAAUGGCAGAGUUACAGUCCCUUCGAAUACGUCUUAAUUUUAUCCGAGCUUAUCUUUACACCUGCUGUCCUUCAAGCAUUGAUGAAUUAAAACGAUUAGUGUUUAUGAAGGAUUAUCUCUUUGAGCACAUACAUCAGUACUCAAUUGGGGAUUUGAAUUUAAUUCAACAAGGAACACUUUCGAGUCAGCUACAAAAAGCAGUCAAUUGUGGAGAACAACAUAUUCUUAAAUGUGGUUUAUGCAGCGUUAAGGGAUUUAUCUGUGAAAUUUGCAGCAGUCCUAAGGUCUUAUAUCCAUUUCAUAUUAACACCACAUAUCGGUGUCAACCUUGUGGAGCAGUAUUUCAUGCCGGGUGCUUAAACGAACUAGAACCUUGUCCAAAAUGUGAACGAAGACGAAAACGCCAAGAUUUACCUUUAUUCGAAGCUAUUCAGAAUAUGGCUUAAGUUGUACGAUUAAGUAAAUUAUGAUAAUUUAAAAUCAAGAAAUAAUAAAAUUAAUAAAAAAA